ACGUCUCGUCAGUGGGUGGUUGACUGUAUCAGCUGCCUUCUCAGUAUACAAGGCCAGCCCAUGAACCUGGGGUCAGCGGAGGAGGAGCUGAGAUGUCUCCGUGACGAACUAACAACAGCUCCAGACCCUGAGGCUUUGUUUCAGGCAUCUUCCAAAAUGGCCAGGGUUGUUAGUGAGUACUUUUCCCCAGAACAGGCCACAGACUUUAUUGAGGCCACAGUGGAAGGUAUGCUGUCUGCCAGCCCCACCUGUGCCAUGGCAGCUGGACUGUGGAUAAAGAUCAUCCUAAAGGAGUGUGGAGAUGCCAUGCUGGGCCAGGUGCCAGCUAUCCUGAAUAUAAUAUAUAGCCACGUGCCUACUAUCCAGGAGGGCAGCUUGAGGCAAUUCCUGCUGGAGGCAGUGUCUAUUCUAGCUCACCAUCACCUAGAGGCAGUGCUCUCCAGCCUCCUAAGAAAACGUCUGCCGAUGGACAGUGACACCACUGAGCUGUGGAGGUCUCUGGGGGGAAACCCCUUGCUUGCCACUCGAGUCCUACAGGUCCUAAUGGACAAAAUAAAGACUUCAACAAGCCAAGAAGGAAGCGUCACCUCAGAGACUGAUACUGACAGGCAUUUGGCAGCUGCUGAACCUCUCUCAGCAACAUGUGCCAUCUCUGAGGUGGUGUCAGCAUUGCAGUCAAGCGAAGCUGUGCAGGAGCUGCUCCCAGAGCUGUUUCCUAUUCUCCUGCAGCAGGUCAGCCGAACCUUAGGACAAAAGAUGCCUUUGCCAGUGAGAAGCAGCCAGAGGCUAUUCCGAAAAGACCAACAACAUACUGAGGACAACCCUUGCCGGUUUUCUGUCCAAAGACUGGUGAGAGUGCUCAGGGAAGCAGAAAACAUGGAUUCUGCUUGA
This is a messenger RNA of Mauremys reevesii (Reeves's turtle), 891 nucleotides long. RefSeq names its product maestro heat-like repeat-containing protein family member 2B. The coding region runs from base 61 to 891 and encodes 276 amino acids. The record is from RefSeq and is a predicted model, not a curated record. Gene Ontology annotation, cellular component: cytoplasm. The transcript is spliced from 8 exons. Lineage: Eukaryota; Metazoa; Chordata; Testudines; Geoemydidae.